GACUCUAAAUGUGCCUCCGCGGCCGCCGUAAUUGUGCCUGAAAGUACUCGCUAGUAGCCGUGCUAACGACAAGCUAGCUCAAACAAUGGCUGAAUACUCUCACGUAAAAUCAACCAAACUGGUUUUGAAAGGUCUUAACAAAGGGAAAAAGAGGAAGCACAAAGAUAACAAGAAGAAAGCAGGAGAUGAUGAAGAAAAAGCUGAUAUUGUUGAUGGUUGGUGGGCCAUCAGCAACUUUGGAGAAAUAUCUGGAAGUGUUGCCAUAGAGAUGCAGAACAACGCUUACAUCCAUGCCAUGGAUAGUGGCCUAUUCACACUCGGUGCACCACACAAAGCCGAUGAAGGACCCGACCCCCCAGAACAGUUCACUGCCGUCAAGCUCUCAGACACAAGGAUAGCCUUGAAGUCCGGAUAUGGAAAGUACCUGGGCAUCACCUCGGAGGGUUUGGUAGUCGGCCGCUCUGAUGCCAUCGGCUCCAGGGAACAAUGGGAAACCGUCUUUGAGAAUGGCAAAAUGGCUCUCAUGGCAGCGAAUAGUUGUUUCAUCUCCUACAGUGAAAGUGGGGACAUCGUGGCCAAGAGCAAGACAGCAGGGGAGGGCGAGAUGGUGAAGAUCAGAUCGAGUGUGGAACAAGAGGUGAAGCAUAAAGAUGACAUCGCAGAAGAAGACCGGGGCAACGUGAAGUCCUGUGAGGUCAAUUAUGUGAAGAAGUUUCAGAGUUUUCAGGACCGUCGGCUGCGGGUGAAUGAGGGAGACUCGUCCUCGCUAAAGAGAGCCAGAACGGACGGGAAGUUUCACGAAACUUUGCUGGACAGGAGAAGCAAAAUGAAAGCAGACCGGUACUGCAAGUGAAGAAUCAACCUUUUAGGCGACUGAUAUCAUUGUAAAUGUCUUUUAUUUUAAAGAUUUGGCCAUUUGAUCUGACAUUGUUUUUAAUCUUUUUAAUAAAAUGACACGGUCAAAUCUG
Gasterosteus aculeatus aculeatus (three-spined stickleback) is the source of this 968-nucleotide messenger RNA. RefSeq names its product FSHD region gene 1 (gene frg1). NCBI's taxonomy places the organism in Eukaryota, Metazoa, Chordata, Actinopteri, Perciformes, Gasterosteidae. Gene Ontology annotation, molecular function: actin filament binding. The record is from RefSeq and is a predicted model, not a curated record. Gene Ontology annotation, cellular component: striated muscle dense body; catalytic step 2 spliceosome; nucleolus.